AUGGGCUGGACAUACAACCUUCAUGGCAUAGUCGUGCAUACUCAGCCAUGUGCUGAAGAUUGCGUGCAUGACAAUCUCAACUGCUGUGCUGUGGUCCGCUUCAAACUACCUGGAGACAGAGAGCCAGCACGAAUCGAAUUGUGCUCAUUGGCCGCCUUUGCCCAAGGCCGCGAGGUGCACACGUGUCGGUAUGGCGUCACGCACGCUGAGUUCUUGCUCUACAGAUCUGGGACAUGUUCGACCCAAUCAGAAGAUCCAAAGCCUCUCACAGUGUUGCGGGCGCUCAGUGUCGUCAACCUUGGUGAUGUAGGCGAUGAGGUGGAGUACAAUCUCCUUUCGAAGAACAGCGAGCUGCUAGCACGGUGGUGCAAGCUCGGUGAAGCUUCGGGCGUGCGGCGAUUUCUUUCCACGGAAACAGCACGGUCGCUUCAAACCUCCCAUGGCCGACUUAUUCGGCUUGGACUGGUUGCAGCGGCAGCAAGCGCAGGCACCCUGGCCUUUGCCAAGGGCGCCCUCAGUUCUGGACUGGGAGCAUCGGCUUUGGCUGAUGCGGCAGUUGCAGGGUCCAGCGCUACCAGCGCAGCUCUGAAGUUGAAAGGCACUUUUCUACAGUUGGCCAGAGGUUCGCUCACACCAAGUCGAGCACAACAGGCCCUGUUUCAUGCACGUGAUGCCGCCGAAAGGAUGGGUCUCAGACAAGUUGUGUUCCCACAGCCACAGCCCAGCCUUUCUUCUGAAGAGCACUUCAAAUUCCAGCGCCACUUUCUGGUGGCUUGCAUUGAGGUGUGGCUUGCCGAGCUUCCUGCCCAUGCUCCUGAAGAGGUGAGACGCCUGGACUCCGCAAGUUAUCGGCAAAUGGCUGAAAUACUGGUGGAUGUGCUGGAAGCUGGUGAGCCAAGCAAUUCGCGGCAGUGUGCCGAGCUCGUUGAAAACUUCUUCCAGACAUGGGGCUGA
Molecule: messenger RNA, 954 nt
Organism: Symbiodinium pilosum
Lineage: Eukaryota; Dinophyceae; Suessiales; Symbiodiniaceae
Source: the annotation of a GenBank genome assembly